UUGCAAAUGGUGGACACACAGGUGCGCGUAUUUUCACGAGUGGACGCUUCACCCAUUUUCUGAGGCAAUUUAUCUCACACGAGCCGGGUGAUACCCGCCACCACCACCAGCUGUGACACACUGCCAUCUCUCCCAGAUCAGUACUGGCCCCACCUGCAUCUCUUGUCGCUGUAGCUCAGGGGGAUGGCUCACCCUGCUCAAGACAUGGAUUCCUUAGAAGAGAAGAUUGAUUACCUAUAUGACAACGCCUUCACUAGUGAAGAGGCAAAGGACAUGGUAGAACAGCUCCGGUCAGAGGCCAAAGAGCUCAGGGAUAAACUUGAAAAGACAGUUGAACGGCAUGAAACUACAGAAAAGGUCUACAUACAAGAGACAAUUGAAGCGCAUAUGCAAACUCUCAGAGAGGAAGUAAAAGACAUGCUCUCAGAACAUGAAACAGAGUACAGCAAGAAAGUUAUGGAGAAAGUUGAUAGUUGGGAGAGCAAUCUCCCACAAGCAGUGUCAACAAUCAUCAGCAAGGGGGUGAUGACCUUCACACCCAAGCAUGAAACAGCUGAUGAUAUUUCUAAAGAAGCCGAGGAACCUGUGCCCUCAUGUUCACAGGUGGAUGUCGUUGCAAAAGCCGAGGACAUUGAACAAAUAGUGACAGAGGCUGAGGUGCAUAAAGAACCUUCCAAAGACAAUGAAUAUCGUACUGGUGCCAGAAAGAAGAAGUUGGCGCUUAGAAAGGCGCGCAUCGAUUGGUCAACACACAAGGCUGCUGAACACUUCAUAAAGAAAAUGUGCAGGAACCAUAAUUUCAGUAAGUCGGCCACUUUGAAGAAAACCGUAUGGGUGGAAGGACUGAAAGCCAACCAGUGGACAGACACCGAAGACUGGAAGUCUUCGGUUGGUUACAAAAUUGACUCCUUCUACAAAUUGUUCCACGUCAUGUCUAAGCCAACCACUCCGUGAACAAACUAUUUGCCUCAGCAAUUUGUUGUAUUCGUGAAGAUUCCAGAGGGUGGUUGUUUAUUUGUGUACUGUUAGGGGGUAUGUCAUAACUUAGCAGGUAAGGCUUAGCGUUAGUACUGGGUGUCUAGGGUACCACUGCAUAGUAUCUAUACAUGGAAGGAAUAAGUUAAUAUGGUGUAAGUUGUAUUGUAUUAGGUUUAUAGGUGAGUGAAAAAUGAGGGUGUAAUGGAUGUAUGAGGUAUGAUGUGUAUGGGUG
Molecule: messenger RNA, 1210 nt
Organism: Haliotis rubra (blacklip abalone)
Lineage: Eukaryota; Metazoa; Mollusca; Gastropoda; Lepetellida; Haliotidae
Exons: 3
Coding region: 184-954 (256 amino acids)
Source: RefSeq, a predicted model, not a curated record